Dacryopinax primogenitus is the source of this 384-nucleotide messenger RNA. RefSeq lists its product as uncharacterized. The annotation marks the transcript as partial. The transcript has a single exon. The record is from RefSeq and is a predicted model, not a curated record. NCBI's taxonomy places the organism in Eukaryota, Fungi, Basidiomycota, Dacrymycetes, Dacrymycetales, Dacrymycetaceae.
UUUCGAACGGAUGAUUCAAGCGACUCCACCAACGGGAGAUCGUGGUGUGCCCUUGAGUAUCAAGACAAUUGGAAGGGAGCGGCCAUACCUUAUGCUGUGAUGAACCAGUCUUACGACUCUGAUUUGGCACUGGAAAAAGCAAUGUAUUGUGGCUUGGAGCUUGAAGUCCACAACCCGGCAAAUGACCGGGUUGUUACCGUGUGGGUCGUGGAUGCUUUCGAUCAGAGUUGGGUUCACACCAACGCCUCUCUGGAUUUAACAGUUUCAGCAUUCCAAGAGUUGAACGGUACCUUCAACGGAGACAAGGAUGCUGUCAUAAAAAACAUGACUUGGGUGUUCACGGGGUGGUUGGUGCUAACCUGGGUUGUUUCUACUUUUCGCUGA